Anopheles aquasalis is the source of this 1010-nucleotide messenger RNA. RefSeq lists its product as uncharacterized. The record is from RefSeq and is a predicted model, not a curated record. Gene Ontology annotation, biological process: chromatin remodeling. NCBI's taxonomy places the organism in Eukaryota, Metazoa, Arthropoda, Insecta, Diptera, Culicidae. Gene Ontology annotation, cellular component: nucleus; Ino80 complex.
ACAACAAAAACUUGGGCGCGUUUUGCAGAAAAAGGGCUGUGAAAAUUGCAAUUUUUGCGGCGGUUUAAUUGCAUAAUGCUCGAAGGGUGGUACUGCAGAGGCAUGCAAGCGCGACAGCAAGGUGAGAUGGACUCGUUCAACGCGGAACCGGAUCUCGACAACGAUAGCACCGAGGACGACAGCGACGACGAGGGCUCCGGCAAGCGCGAUGUCGACUACAAGGCCCUGUACACCGAUUUGAAGAAGAAACUCAAAAUCCUGCUCUACGAGAACGUUUACUUCCAAAACAAUCUGCGCAGCAAUCAAAGGCGGCUGUUGAAAGUGACUCGCGAUCGAUCAUUCCUUCUGGAUCGUCUGCUGUGCUACGAGCGGCCCGAUCUAUCGUCCUCCGAUAACGAGACGACGGAUUCAUCGGAGGACUCGUUGCGGAUAGAGCCGGUGACGAAGAAACGCCGAUCCGAUGCUAACCUCUCCCGGUCGUCGACUGUGGUACAGACCAAGCGUACCAAUAAGAAAGGACCCCGAAAGCAAUCGCAGGGGCAGCAGGGACCGUCACACCAAGGGACACCGCAGCAGAGUUACGCGGUGGCGAGUGCGGAGAGUGCCGGGAAUCAAACCGAAAUGCCUCAGCUACAUAAACCACCGUCCGAGUUGCUCGACACUCCGUUCAUUCCCGACAUCUUGAAGCCAAAUCAUGCGGAUAGUGCUUCCACCGAGAAGCAGUUGACCAAGGAGGAGAUAGAAAGACACCUGCAGUCCCGGAAGAUGGUGCCCGAAGUCGUGCCGGAAGGGGAGCUACCGAGCGAAAUGUUCAACAACAAUCCAUCCAGCGAAUCGAACGAUGGUCUGGAUGAGCCGUCGGCGGGCAACUUCGAGGACGACUGUUUCCCGGCGGAUCUCAAUUUACUCCAAUGAAUGUGCAUUUUACACUUUGUCACGGUUCACAAUAAAAUCCAUGUGUGUGGCUUGACCACAUUUUCAUACUACCAAAUGCUUUGUUAGUGGAAAAA